UUGUUGAGCCUGCUACUACUGCCUGGACCUAUUUUUGUAUUAUAUAAGCGUCUAUAUACAUCUGUUUUCUAUAAAACAUUUAUAAACAUAAAAGAGAACUGUAAAUUGGAUUUUAAAUGUCGAUUUUAUCUGGGCAUCCCAUCACAACUUUGCUAGCUGUUUACGUUAGCCGCUGCGAUGAAUUAAACGGGUCGAUUAGCUGUUAGCAAGCUAACAAACCUGAGAAGAGGGAAGUUUUGAUUUUUGUUGUUGUUGUUGUUGUUGUUGUUUUUUUAUUUUAUUUUUUUAUUUUCCCACGGGUUUUGAAAUGUGAUUAGUUUGCUUUCGAGAGCUGUUCGUAAAACUACUGCAGAAUGCCUGCAGCAUCUCCAAAGGUUCACCUGCAAACCCAGAGUUCGGGCGAGUGGAGCUAGUUUUGGUGAGAUUCUGAGAGGACCACCAACUCGCUCUGUCAACCAAAGAUGCAGUCAUCCUCAAGUCAACAUUAUGAAUGUUGCUCAUCUACUGAAUCUGAGUUCAUUUCCAGUGACCUGCAGCUGGUUAUUUGUCUCUAACAAAUUAGACAAUUUGGCUUUUCCCCGGGGUAUUUUUUUUUCUUCUGUUUUUUUUUUUUUUGCAGCUGUUUAGAGCUCUAUGAAGAGACAUCAUAAAUUACAGGAUGGCACAUAUUUCUUUUCAGCCUCAUCUGAGCAUAAUGACAAGUAAACUGGAGGACUCGGCUGGAAUGCUCUGGGCAUGAUCUGUCCGAGGAUCCAGUGCCGAAAAAUAAGAAGCCAGCUUCAAUUGGUCUGCAGUCCAGAAUCUUCUCUACAGAGCAUCAGGAAAUAAGGACUUAGAGAGGGUAGAAAAGGGGCUUAGGGGUUUGGGCAGGGGGCCGCUGGUGCAUGUGGGGGCAGUGCCCAUCCCUUGCUGCAGAGUGGAAGCCCACCUCACCCAUGCCGUCCCCUGCCCAGGCCAGGCUCGCCACCCUCUGCAAUGGUGACAUGAGUGACUGCAUUAGGGAGGAGCCCAACUUCAACCCAUCUUUUCAGCUGUCUUUCUGUAGAAAACAUACAAUAGACUUGACUGUGUACUUGUGAAUAGAGGACUGUGUUUAUACUGAUUGUCGUGGUCGCAAGGUGAUGAUGCUGAUGUGUGGGCGUGUGAGGCGGCUCUUCCGUCAGCUCACGCUGCAGACCAGCCUGCUGCUGCUCUUCCUUUUCUGCAUGGUCAGUGUCCUCAUCUCAGCCUAUUUUCUGUAUGGAGCCAAACGGGAGCUUGAACCAGCAGGAGUUGGUAGUGUUGUGGUUCUGGAAGAAGGUACGGCCGAUUGGGAAGAUCCCAGAGCAACUCCCUCCCCUCCAUCAGCAAGGGUGCUGCCCGCAAGAACUGUCAAACCAGCGGACAUGUCACGGACUGACCCUGUGGUGCUGGUCUUUGUGGAGAGUUUGUACUCCCAGUUGGGCCAGGACAUCGUGGCUAUCUUGGAAUCUGGACGAUUCCGCUAUCAGACAGAGAUUGCACCUGGGAAGGGGGAUAUGCCUACACUCACAGACAAGAACCGGGGCCGUUUCACACUGGUCAUCUAUGAGAACAUCCUCAAAUACGUUAACCUGGAUGCUUGGAACAGAGAGUUGCUGGACAAGUACUGCGUGGAGUAUGGCGUUGGCAUCAUCGGCUUUUUCAAGGCUAAUGAGAACAGUUUGCAGAGUGCCCAGCUGAAGGGUUUUCCUCUAUUCCUGCACUCUAAUCUGGGUUUAAGGGACUGUAGUGUCAACCCCAAGUCUCCACUGCUGCUCAUCACCAAGGCCCGUGAGGUGGAGCACGGUCCCUUACCUGGAGAUGACUGGACUGUCUUCCAGUCUAACCACACCACCUACGAGCCUGUGCUGUUAGCUCGUGGACGGAGUGCGGAGGCUGGUGGAGCACCAGGACCCCUUCAUGCAGCAGUGGUCCAGGAUUUGGGUCUUCACGAUGGGAUUCAGCGGGUACUCUUUGGCAACAACCUGAACUUUUGGCUGCACAAACUGGUGCUGGUGGACGCAGUGAGUUUCUUGACUGGCAAGCAUCUGUCACUGGCUCUGGAGCGCUACAUGCUGGUAGAUAUUGAUGACAUCUUUGUUGGGAAAGAGGGCACACGCAUGAAGGUGUCUGACGUCAAGGCCUUACUGGAGACGCAGUAUGAACUCCGAACCCACGUUCCCAAUUUUACCUUCAACCUGGGUUUCUCUGGAAAGUUUUUCCAUGCUGGCACAGAUGAAGAAGAUCUGGGAGAUGACCUGCUUCUGUCUUAUAGUAAGGAGUUCUGGUGGUUUCCCCACAUGUGGAGUCACAUGCAGCCGCACCUCUUCCACAACCAGUCAGUGCUGGCCGAACAGAUGCUGCUCAACCACAAAUUUGCAGAGGAGCACGGCAUUCCUACAAACAUGGGUUACGCGGUGGCUCCCCAUCACUCUGGUGUGUAUCCCAUCCAUAUUCAACUGUAUGAGGCCUGGAAGAAAGUGUGGGGCAUCAAGGUGACCAGUACAGAGGAGUACCCCCACCUCAAACCUGCCCGCUUCCGCAGGGGCUUUGCCCACAGUGGCAUCAGUGUGUUGCCCAGGCAAACGUGUGGUCUCUUUACUCACACCAUCUUCUAUAAUGAGUAUCCUGGAGGCUCUAAAGAGCUGGACAAACUCAUCAAUGGAGGAGAGCUUUUCCUUACUGUGCUCCUCAAUCCAAUCAGCAUCUUCAUGACCCACCUCUCCAACUAUGGGAAUGACCGUCUUGGCCUGUACACCUUCAAGAACCUGGUGAAGUUCAUCCAGAUGUGGACCAACCUGAAACUACAGACUCUCCCACCUGUACAGUUGGCCCAGAGAUAUUUCCAAAUUUUCCCAGAAGAGAGGGACCCCAUCUGGCAGGACCCCUGUGAGGACAAAAGACAUAAAGACAUUUGGUCUAAAGAGAAGACCUGCGAUCGUUUCCCCAAGCUGCUUGUCAUUGGACCUCAGAAGACUGGAACCACCGCACUCUAUCUGUUUCUGGGGAUGCAUCCCGAUAUGACCAGCAACUACCCCAGCAAGGAAACCUUCGAGGAAAUCCAGUUUUUCAAUGGCCGAAACUACCACAAAGGCAUUGACUGGUACAUGGAGUAUUUCCCUCUACCUUCCAACACUAGCUCAGAUUUCUACUUUGAGAAAAGUGCCAACUAUUUCGACUCGGAGGUCACGGCCCGGCGAGCAGCUGCUCUUCUGCCCAAAGCGAAAAUCAUCACCAUUCUCAUCAACCCAGCUGACAGAGCCUAUUCCUGGUACCAGCACCAGCGGGCCCAUGAUGAUCCUGUGGCACAGAAAUAUACAUUCCAUGAUGUCAUUGCUGCUGGCCGGGACACGCCCAUCAAACUGAGGGUACUGCAGAGUCGCUGUCUGGUGCCCGGUCUAUACGCCACACACCUACAGCGCUGGCUCACACACUAUCACCCCAGCCAGAUCCUGGUCCUGGAUGGACAGAUGCUGAGGACAGAACCAGCUUCAGUGAUGGACAAAAUCCAGAAGUUUCUAGGCUUGACUAACACACUCAACUACCACAAGAUCCUUGCGUUUGAUCCGAAGAAGGGCUUCUGGUGCCAGCUGCUAGACGGAGGCAAGACCAAAUGCCUGGGGAAGAGUAAGGGGAGGAGAUAUCCUGACAUGGACGUUGAUUCCCGGACCUUCCUGAGAGAGUACUACCAUGAGCACAACAUUGAGCUCUCCAAGCUGCUGUACAAAAUGGGCCAGCCGCUGCCUAGCUGGCUCCGAGAAGAGCUGCUCCACAGCAGGUAGCCUGAGGAGGGGGGUGGAGACACACUGGUCAGACUCAGACACCCCUCCUUCUGCUUUUGAGGGGACUCACCCUCUUGUCCACCCCUGUCCGCUGUCGGCCAUGGCAGUUGGUCAAGUGUCCUCCAGCAGCCUUGCGGACCUACAGUUCGGGGGACUGAGCUUAUAGAGGACAAGAUGGAGAGGUAGAAAAAAGGCAAGGAAGAUGCACUAAGGUGCACUCAAGGAUCUGUUCUGUUUUGGAGAAUAGUGAAGGGCCUAAGACAGAGCUCAAACAUGGGAUCACAAUAGGAGGCUUCAAAAAGACAUUCUACUGCUCUGGAGCGUUGAAGUGCCAGGGAUCUCGGUCAUAAUGUCAGAACAAAUGUACACCUGCACGCAAUAUGGGAGAGGAGUGCACUCUGCGGACAACAUAAAAGUCAAUAACAGAUAAACAAGUGCCAGGGUGGAACCUUAAAGUCAGACAUUGUUUCCUUUGUUAAAUCUUCUUUUAUCAUUUCAUGUGUUGUAUUGCACAACACAGGGCGUUCGCCUUGUAGUGUCAUGCUUCUGUUUUAAACUGUUUUGAUUUCAUAGCAUACUGAACCCAUUCAUUACAGCUGCACCCUCCGGGCUUCAAAUGUGACAUUUAAAGGUGAAAUUUCAUUACGAUGUAUUUAUGGCUAUUAGUUGCAAAUCCACAGGAAAACUUAAUAAUGCGUGAAAAAUUGUGGUACUAAAACACAGAUAAGCUACAUCCAUAAUCAAUGUGACUGUAAAUAUGAAACUGUAAAAUAGCUGGGUGUUUUGAUGGCCCAUUAUGUGUGCUGUAACUGCCUUAAUGCAACGUUAUCAAGCCAAUUACGAUUACAUUCACAAAAUAUAUGAGCUAAUAUGCUUUGACAUGCCUUGAGGGGCUGAUCUUUUAAUCUUAAUUUUAAUGAUGAAUGUCAAAAUCUGGACCCAUGAGUUAUUUUGGCGUUAUCACUGAUCUUACUGGAGCGUUGAAUUUUGUCAGUAAUGGUGUUGCCGUUUUAAUAAUGAUUCAUAAAUCUCCCAACAAUAUCAAUCUUUUAUCAUUUUUUUUAUCAUUUUUUAUUAUUAUUAUUAUUAAUGUUUUACCCCCCUUUAAUUUUUAUGUGAUUGCUCAGCAUAUCACAAAAUCUAAUCACUUUACAUUCAUGGUUGUCACCAGAAUGUGUCCAGGAAUGUAUUGCGUCUGCCAAGACACCAUUUUUAAGGCCAUUUUUUAUGGCUUGUGUUCUGUAGGAACUGUUGACUGCUACUGAACUGUAUAAAUUACACCCAUGAAUGUAAGCAAGGAUGCUAUAUAAUAUACAUAAUACCUUUCAGUGGCAGGCAGGGCAGUCCGUGGAAAGCUACGCAAAGCCCCAUAACCCAGUGCUGGGGUAAUAUUAAACCACUGCGAUAAUGGAUUUUAUUUCUCAAAGACGUGCUGCUGAAAUGAGAAGUCAUGAAACGAACCCAAAUCUAAUUUUAUGUAGAACAUAAAAUUAAUCGCAUUUAAUUUUGUUCUCUCCUUUUUCCAUUUGUCUUUGAAAAGUUUUUGUGCACUUUUGUCUGUACCUCCAUGCACAAUUGCUUCACACAGCAUAUAUGUCUCUUCUAACUGCUGUGUAAUGUACCCUGUCACCCGAAGAAGGCAUUUAUCAUAUUUUUUGACUCUACGUUCAGACACUAACUGGCGUUCGUCAUUUGAUGGCUUCCCAUUUCUAUUCAGGGUCUUGUCUGUAAGUGCAGCUUGUGGUCAAACCAUCUUCCAAAGCAUUUCAUAAUGAAAAUACUUGUGGGUUCUGCAAAAAAAAAAAAAAACGGCAUAUAAAAGUAAAGAUUGAACUGCGUUUAAUCUUAAAUUACCCCAGAUAUUCCCUGCUUUAGGAGGGACACUUGUGUAAGGGGUUAUAUGUGCUUAACGCACAGUUUCACAAUAUUACAGAUGGAGAACUGACAGUAUCUCGAGUGUUUAUUUUUGAAAAUACAGAUCUUAUUUGUAAAAACUGUACAACCCAUUGUUUUCUUCAUUGACCUCAAAGUAUGGUGCUUGAGAAGCACAAUGUGUUUGUUGUUGACCAAGGAGUGGAAAAAUGUAUAAUGUGUAUCUCUCGUGUAAGGAUAUCACUCCACACAAAGAUUUUGCACCUAAACACAGGAAGACUUUUGGGUUCAUGGAGCAUUUUUUAUUACCAGUACCUUUUAGAGAUAGUUUUACUGAGUCUUGGUUUAAAUGUAAGUAUAGUUUACAACUGUCUACGGUACAAAACCAUGCACCUUACAUGCUGCUCUCGGGUUAGUCAUAAUCACACUUGUAAAACUCUUCCUCCUUUUCAUAAUUUAGAAUUCCUGCUCCCCAGCCAACAACUGACAUCUAAUAAUGCAAUAUUGUGUUUCCUGGUAAAAUGGGAAGUUUUGCACCAAGCACAAAUUAUGUUUCAAUGAAAUUUCUGUCACAGUGUACAGAACCCAUUUAUUAUGAGUGAAUGGAACAAAGAGUAUAUAAAAUAUGAAUGGAAUGUUGUUGUUUUGUUUUUUUAUUUUUUGACCACACUCACAAAGAGGUGCAGAGAGAUCCCCAUGACUUUCACACUGCCAAUAUUGUGCUUUCUGUAUCAUAAUGUAGGGUUUCAGUAAAUAGAAUAAAAUAACUAAGGAAAUAAUCAUCUGGACUGUACAAUCAAACCUACCGUUGUUAAUAUUUUUUAUUGUUGGUAGCCAAUAUUUUUGUGAUUAAUUUGCAAAUAAAGAAACCACUGUCUUUUUA
This is a messenger RNA of Myxocyprinus asiaticus (Chinese sucker), 6537 nucleotides long. RefSeq names its product N-deacetylase/N-sulfotransferase (heparan glucosaminyl) 1b (gene ndst1b). The transcript has 17 exons. Bases 1122 to 3782 code for a protein of 886 amino acids. Gene Ontology annotation, molecular function: heparan sulfate N-sulfotransferase activity; deacetylase activity. The record is from RefSeq and is a predicted model, not a curated record. Gene Ontology annotation, cellular component: Golgi apparatus. Lineage: Eukaryota; Metazoa; Chordata; Actinopteri; Cypriniformes; Catostomidae.